AAUGAUGAGUGUGGAGUCAAAUGUGACAUGAUGAUGCAGUUUGUGAAGGAUUUCAAGGGUGCAGCCCAGAUUCUCGAGAAAGGCGGUUACUCUCAGUUCACACCUCAUUACAUUACUUGGUAUUGUCCGCAGGCUUUCACGUUGAGCAGACAGUGCAAGUCCCAGUGUAUCAACAAGGGACGAUACUGUGCUCCUGAUCCGGAACAAGAUUUCAGCUCAGGUUACGAUGGAAAAGAUGUGGUUAUGGAAAACUUGAGGCAGCUCUGUGUUUACAAGGUGGCAAAUGAAAGUGGAAAACCCUGGAUUUGGUGGGACUAUGUCACUGAUUUCCAGAUCAGAUGCCCCAUGAAGGAAAAGAAAUACAACAAGGAUUGUGCUGAUUCUGUUAUCAAAUCUCUU
Messenger RNA from Tarenaya hassleriana, 399 nucleotides. Its product is annotated as vacuolar-sorting receptor 3-like. The transcript has a single exon. Lineage: Eukaryota; Viridiplantae; Streptophyta; Magnoliopsida; Brassicales; Cleomaceae. The annotation marks the transcript as partial. The record is from RefSeq and is a predicted model, not a curated record.